CUCGUCUAGGGGCGUUAGGCUGAUUUUGGCGUUGCUUAUUAGUAUCAUCUCACCUGCCACUUUCCCCGGGCUAACGAUGCAUUCUCAAAAAUGCGGACGAGCAGAAGAGCUGCUCUGAACAGGAGAAUACUCAUCACUGUUCUGAUUAUCCUUGUUCUUGUCAAUGCUUAUCAUCUCUGGCUUGGAAAGCGGUAUUUCAGCGCUAUCGCUCGGGCGGCAUUCCACGAUCGCCAAGCACAGUUUCGGGAUCAUCUCUAUUCCUUGCUCGAUAGAUAUGCACCGGGAUGUCCUCCUCUGGAAUUGAUUGAUUCGGCAGGGUGGCCGAGAUACGACGCCGUGCUUGAACUCGAUCGGGAGAAUCAUAUCGAUAAAGCUGAUGAGAUUAUACAGCCCAUGCAGGCAGCGCACGGCGGCUUUGUUCAAGCGACCCGAAGGCUUGAUGUUCCUUAUAUGAUUUUGACAGAAGGCAUUGUGUCUUCUGCAGGUGGUGAAUAUAUGCCGACCUUUGUAGUAACCCUGCGUUUGCUGCGACGAACCGGGUGCAUGUUGCCGGUAGAGCUCUUUGUCAAAGAUUCGACCGAAUAUGAAUCGCACAUCUGUGAGAAGAUUCUCCCGGAACUCAAUGCGAGAUGCGUGGUGCUAUCGGAGGCCAUGGGCCUGGAAAACUCAAUAAACACUGAUAAUGCUGACGGAGUUAAAAUCGAGCACUACCAGCUCAAAUCCUUCGCGGUUCUCUUCUCAUCGUUCGAAAAUAUCAUCUGGCUAGAUGCCGACUGCAUCCCCAUCCACGACCCUACAACCCUCCUGACAACCGACCCAUUCAAAUCCACUGGUCUUGUCACCUGGCCCGAUUACUGGGCCAGCACCAUAUCUCCACUAUACUUCACCAUCUCCCGUCAACCCGAGUUCCCCACAACAGACCGCGCAACAACCGAAGCAGGCGUAUUCCUAGUCUCCAAGAAAGCCCAUUCCCGGACACUCCUCUUAGCAGCUUACUACAACUACUACGGUCCAUCGCACUAUUAUCACCUCCUAGACCAGGGCGCCCCGGGAGAAGGCGAUAAAGACACAUUCAUUCAGGCUGCCGCUGCUGUAGGCGAAAAAUUUUACACAGUCAGCGAGAAAGUCGCAGAUCUGGGCCGUCGGCGAUAUGAAUGGAACGAUAACGAUAUAAUUCACGUCGCAAUGCUGCAGGCCGAUCCGGCGGAGGAUUAUAAGCUCACCCAGCAAGGAAAAUGGCGGGUAGAAGAUACAUCUGUGGCCCCUGCGCCUCGAGCAUUUUUCGUCCAUGCGAAUAUGGUCAAAUUCAACCCCGGGGACAAAUUGUUAGACGAGAGCUCGAAUGAGUAUGACAAUGGGCGGAGGAGGAUGUGGACUGCUCCUGAGACGUCGGUUCGGCGGCUUGGGUAUGAUGUUGAACGGGCGGCUUGGGAGGAGGUUAUGACGGUGAGCUGUACUUUGGGUGCUGCUUUUGAGGCAUGGAAGGCCGGGGAUGGGUUAUGUGAGGAUGUUCAGACGCAUUGGAGGGCUGUAUUCCAGGAUCCAGAUGCUGGUGGGCUUAAUUUUACGCAAUACUGAUUGUUGACGUCUCGUAUAUAGACCUGCAGAUACAUUUAUUGGUAUGAUGCGUAAUGUUGCCUGAUGCUCGUAUUGAAUGUAUUCUAAACCUGAUGUCUGGAUAAAGUAAAAGCACUUGCAUACAGUAAACUUUGUGUUAGCUGGCGC
Molecule: messenger RNA, 1725 nt
Organism: Aspergillus ruber CBS 135680
Lineage: Eukaryota; Fungi; Ascomycota; Eurotiomycetes; Eurotiales; Aspergillaceae
Product: alpha-mannosyltransferase
Exons: 1
Coding region: 91-1578 (495 amino acids)
Biological process (GO): mannan biosynthetic process
Cellular component (GO): Golgi apparatus
Molecular function (GO): alpha-1,2-mannosyltransferase activity
Source: RefSeq, a predicted model, not a curated record